Messenger RNA from Molossus molossus (Pallas's mastiff bat), 1065 nucleotides. RefSeq names its product intraflagellar transport 20 (gene IFT20). Gene Ontology annotation, cellular component: cilium; centrosome; intraciliary transport particle B. The record is from RefSeq and is a predicted model, not a curated record. Gene Ontology annotation, biological process: centrosome localization; intraciliary transport; protein localization to cilium. Lineage: Eukaryota; Metazoa; Chordata; Mammalia; Chiroptera; Molossidae.
UAUGUGUGCACGGUCCUGUAGCCGUGGCAGCGGCUGAGGCUGGCGGGUCAGGUACCGCGUCCCCGGACUGGGGAGAGAAGCUACCUGCCGACAUCAGCCGGGGCUGCGGCGCGUCACCGCUACGGGGUCGGAAGCUGAACAGUGCUCCUCCAGGGCGGGUACCACGUUGCCACUCAUCUUUGUACCCCCAGCAUCUGGCGGUGUUGGCAUGUAGUAGGCACUCAAGAAAUAUGUGUUGAAUGAACGAUGCCUGUGACAAGCAACUGGACUUUAUUCUUUCUCGACCCUUGCUCCUAUGACACUCCUCCUGGCUGCCACUGUCACUCCUUUAGAGCAGAUCUUAGAGAAGCUGGAAGGGAAACAGCUAUGGCCAAGGACAUCCUGGGCGAAGCAGGGCUGCACUUUGAUGAGCUGAACAAGCUGCGGGUGUUGGACCCAGAAGUUACCCAGCAGACCAUAGAGCUCAAGGAAGAGUGCAAGGACUUUGUGGACAAAAUUGGCCAAUUUCAGAAAAUAGUUGGUGGUUUAAUUGAGCUUGUUGAUCAACUUGCAAAAGAAGCAGAAAAUGAGAAGAUGAAGGCCAUUGGUGCUCGGAAUUUGCUCAAAUCUAUAGCAAAGCAGAGAGAAGCCCAACAGCAGCAACUCCAAGCACUAAUAGCAGAAAAGAAAAUGCAGCUUGAAAGGUAUCGGGUUGAAUAUGAAGCUUUGUGUAAAGUAGAAGCAGAGCAAAAUGAAUUUAUUGAUCAAUUUAUUUUUCAGAAAUGAACUGAAAAUUUCAUAUAGCGGGAGGGCAAAAAAACCUUUUAUCAUUCCAGUGACUGACUAGUGGCCCAAGUGUAUAUGUGAGAUGGUGUGUGAGGGAUGCAGCUUCUCUGAAGGCAAUAAAACAAAUCUGGGGCCUUGUUUCAGAUGCCAGGGCCGACCUGGUGAACACCCAGUGACCACGGCGGCCCAGGGUCUCACCUCUUGCAUUCUUUGUCCAAAAUAAGCAGUCUGUAAACUUUGAUUUUUUUUUUUGUAAAUUCACAAAGUUUUGGGAAAAAAAGCAAUAAAUUAUUGUUUUCA